Pecten maximus is the source of this 2118-nucleotide messenger RNA. Its product is annotated as murinoglobulin-1-like. Lineage: Eukaryota; Metazoa; Mollusca; Bivalvia; Pectinida; Pectinidae. The record is from RefSeq and is a predicted model, not a curated record. Gene Ontology annotation, molecular function: endopeptidase inhibitor activity.
ACCUGUUCACAAUGCCUCGCCAGCUGUGGCAGGGCACCAAGGAGAAGCUGUGUAUCACCAGGUUUGAAGAAGGGGAUGCCCUCGAGUAUAACCUUGACCUUGUUCACGUCGAUUCCAAUAGCACCACCAGAUACAUAUUUGAAUCUGGUAACAGUCAGUGCUGGACUUUUGAUGUUCCUAAUGCCAAUGGGAAGUAUUUAGCCACUUUCUCAGGGAGAUAUAGAAAUGGGGAACAGUUCCAACACGAAACUGAAGUCACAGUCCAGAAAAGCAGUCAUAUCACUCUUAUUCAGUGUGACAAACCCAUGUAUAAACCAGGGCAAACAGUUAAGUUCAGAAUUAUGACAAUUGAUGGAAUGAUGAAACCAAUAACUGGAGUGAUUUCUUUGGUCAGCAUAGAGAACCCUGCAGGUAUCCGGGUACGCCAGUGGAGGGAGGUUGAUGCAUCUAGAGGUUUAGCAAGUCUGGAAAUGGCCCUAUCCACUGAUCCCCCAAUGGGAAAAUGGACCAUCUCUGUGGAAGUGGAAGGAGAAAGCAACAAACAAACUUUUAUUGUCAAGGAAUAUGUACUACCCAAGUUUGAGGUGACAGUCACACCACCAAAAUACCUGUUACCAGAUACUCCUUUGAUUGAGGGAACAGUAUGCGCAAAGUACACCUAUGGGAAGCCUGUGCGAGGCAUAAUGGGACUGGAGAUUUGCUAUAUAAACGAAUACUACUACUAUGGUCGUGGAGUUGAUCCUGAUGAACGCCCAUGUUACAAAAGUCUUGUUGAGAUCGAUGGUUGUUACACAUUUUCUGUGAACUCCUCAGACCUGGCAAUGUCAUCAAAUCGAUAUAGCUUAUGGGGUAGCCUUAUUGUCAAAGCCAACAUCACAGAGACAGGAACAGGUGUCACCUUAUAUGGCGAGUCCAGGGAACCAGAAAUGACACAGACCCCGUACACUUUAAAAAUGACUGAUGAGACCAAAGGAUAUUUUAAACCUUUGUUUCCUUACAGAGUAAAGCUGACAGCCAAAAAGCCUGAUGGUUCUCCAGCAUCUGGGGAAUUGAUUGAAGUGUCUGCAAGGAAUUGGGAGUGGGAUUUUUUCCAGCAGAAGAAUUUUACAACAGAUGAAAAUGGUGUCAUAAAGUUUGCUGUUACUGAUAUUCCUGAGAAUGUAACCAGUAUCAACAUUCAGGCUAAUAGUCCUCGGUACCGAAGGAGCUAUGACUACUACGCGAUGAUGGAUUACCAUCGUCUGUAUGAGCCGCAGGGAUACUUAUCCGCACGACGGUGGUAUUCUCCAUCAGAGAGCUACAUGCACAUUGAGAGAGUCAGUUCUACACCCAGCUGUGGUCAGAUGCUAGACGUGAGAGUCCUGUACACUGCAGAUUUCAACACAACCUACAAGUUCUACUAUAUGGUGAUGUCCCCGCGCCAUGUUGUUUAUCACAGUCAUCGACAUCACCAUUUCUUGAGACAUGAUGCCGUCGAAACAAAUCCUGUAUUAGAUUCAAUGAAGCUUGACGACAUCACUCCUCCUACCAGGCGUCCUUAUCUAAGAUACCCUCGUAUAAUCAAAGUGAGGGUUCCUGUUGAAAACUCGACCAGUGAAUCAGAACCUACUGCUGCCCCCGAGUUAGAAGUGGUACAACCUGAACUGCCAGAACCAGAAGUUGAGGAGGAGGAAGAAGAAGAGGAAGAGGAGGAGGAAACAGAACCACACAGACAUGUUGCAUCCUUCACCUUGCAUAUUCCCAUUGUUGCGGCUAUGGCACCUAAUGCCAAGCUUCUAGUGUACUACAUACGAGACGACAUGGAGACAGUCGCAGAUAGCAUCACAUUUAAUGUUGAGAAGUGCUUCAACAACAAGGUGAAUAUGACGUUUGAACCCAAGACUGCCUAUCCGGGCAGUGAGGCAAGGAUCCGUAUCAAGGCUGAGGCAGGUUCCUUCUGUUCCAUAGGAGCAGUGGACAAGAGUAUCAACCUAUUGGGAGGCAACCACCAACUUACUCCAGAAAAGAUUUACAACAUGAUAGAUAACCCAUACUUCCACUAUGGAUACUGGAAUGAUGACCAGGCAUACUGUGAAAAACAUUUUCCAGCACCAGAAGAAGAAAAUGAUGAAGAAGCAU